This is a messenger RNA of Anopheles funestus (African malaria mosquito), 1279 nucleotides long. RefSeq names its product zinc finger protein 501-like. Gene Ontology annotation, molecular function: RNA polymerase II cis-regulatory region sequence-specific DNA binding; DNA-binding transcription factor activity, RNA polymerase II-specific. Gene Ontology annotation, biological process: regulation of transcription by RNA polymerase II. Bases 103 to 1101 code for a protein of 332 amino acids. The transcript is spliced from 3 exons. The record is from RefSeq and is a predicted model, not a curated record. Lineage: Eukaryota; Metazoa; Arthropoda; Insecta; Diptera; Culicidae. Gene Ontology annotation, cellular component: nucleus.
GUCACUUUCGUUCGGAAAAUGUAAACAAUAGCAAAGCCUGUGAAGUUGUUUCAUGUUUGGCCAGUUUUAUUUUAUAUUUUAUCUAUGUAUGAAGUGUGAAAAAUGUCUCUGUUAACCGGAUUGAGUGCUUUCGAGGUCAUAGUAAAUGCAUGCAAAAUAUGCGAAGAACGCUACGAAACGAUGGGAUCGAUCAUCUGCCCCCAAACGGAUACGAAAAUGUUGGAAAAAAUUUACAAAAGCACUAACGUUCGUGUGCAACCACGUAUGGGAAUAAUUUCACCCGUGUGUGAAUAUUGUCGCAGUCGAAUCGACGAGUACGAUGAACAAUUUAAGCCGUACAUGAAGGAAUAUUACCUCGAAAGUGUGGAGGGCGAUAAUGUAUUGGGAGAUGAAUCUAUCGAUCCGCUAGCAGCCGUGAAUGAGAAUGAAAUGCCAAGCGCUAAUGAUACAGAAGAAAUCAACCUUGUUUCGGAUGAUGUAGAUGCAUUUACAGAUACCGACUCCGAUUGCGGCAGUAACACUCAGCGGGAAGGUAGUCCUAGCGUAAAAAAAGCUGAAUGCUGGGGAAAGAUGGCCGUGUUGAGAAAGCCAACGGAGUGCACUAUCUGCGGCAAGCAGGUAAAGUCCAUGUCGGAUCAUAUGAAAAUUCACCGACCCGAUAAGAAGUACAAAUGCACGCUCUGUGAUAAAUCUUUUGCGCAAAGCAACAAUUUGACCUACCACAUUCGACGACAUACAGGCGAAAAACCGUAUCGGUGCGAAAUAUGUGACAAAAAAUUCAUCAGCAACGCGCACCUUCUGUCGCACUCGAAAUUUCAUAACGAUGAGAAGAUGUUUCAGUGUGAAAUUUGUUGUAAGCGAUUUAAUCAUAUAGGAAACUUAAAUAAGCAUCGGCGAGUGCACUCGGGCGAGAAACCGUACGGUUGCAUAUAUUGCGACAUGACGUUCAAUAAUAUUUCUAACAAAAAGUUGCACGAAAAACGGCAUCGGGACGAGCGGAACUUUGUUUGUGAGAUUUGCUCAAAAGGUUUUCUAGAUGCACAUCAUCUCGAGCGUCAUCAAACAGUCCAUCGAAAAAGUGGGAAUUGUGCAAAUGAAUAGUUAGUGCAGGCAUGUAUUUUACCGAGUUCUGUUCGUAUUUAAAACUGCAAACAGUUUAAAGACUGAGAUUUGCAAUGUUUAUAUAGGAAAAAGGUUCAGUUAAAUAGCAAUUACGUUUAAUAGCAAUUUUAAUAGCAAUAAACAUAGUAGAGUAGGUUGAGUAUUUUAAAACUUUAAC